Messenger RNA from Cotesia glomerata, 5934 nucleotides. RefSeq names its product phosphatidylinositol 4-phosphate 3-kinase C2 domain-containing subunit beta (gene Pi3K68D). Gene Ontology annotation, cellular component: plasma membrane; phosphatidylinositol 3-kinase complex; cytoplasm. Gene Ontology annotation, molecular function: 1-phosphatidylinositol-4-phosphate 3-kinase activity; 1-phosphatidylinositol-3-kinase activity; phosphatidylinositol binding. The record is from RefSeq and is a predicted model, not a curated record. The coding region runs from base 314 to 5635 and encodes 1773 amino acids. Gene Ontology annotation, biological process: cell migration; phosphatidylinositol-mediated signaling; phosphatidylinositol 3-kinase/protein kinase B signal transduction. NCBI's taxonomy places the organism in Eukaryota, Metazoa, Arthropoda, Insecta, Hymenoptera, Braconidae. The transcript has 11 exons.
AAUUGGUUAGUUUACAGCACUCUCAGUAGAGUUGAGUAGAGUUCUUAACCAUUUUAACACAUAUUUACAUUUAACUUGACACAUACAAUUUAAAAUAUGUAUGUAUACAUUUAUUUUAAUUUCUACACUGAAAAUUGCAGUACACAUAUAUAACGCAUAUCCAUUGAGGAUGUCACCGCGAUGACACGGUUGCUAGUUCAGAAGCCUCGGAAGUAACGGUGUUGAUUCAUUAAUUUUAUACCCAUAUUAAAAUAAUAAUAAUAAAAUUAAAUGUUAGUCAACACUGGAUUUAUUCGGUAGCAAUAAUGCCAGGAUGUCAAACCACGCUAAGAAUGAAAGUAUUCAACGGGGAGCGGUCAUGGAUUAUGAUAAACAGUUUCAGGAAGACUUGGAAAGAGCACAAGCUCUAAGUUUGGAGAGUUUGGCCUUGGAGAAAUUCAAACUCCAAAAACAGUUAGAGUGCUCUAAUAAUUUUUUACAAAAUACAUUCACUCCGCAACAAUGUAGUCAGUCUAAUAGCAGUAAUGUUUCUGAAGUAGAUAGUUCGACUUCUAUGGACAAAUUACAAUUAAGAAGUAGACCAAGGCCUGGAGGUACACAGUCGAAAAAUUCCCUCAUCAUAGCUCCACCGCCGAUACCUAGUCGGCGUAAUUCAACAACAACAGUAGGCCCAGCAUCCUCCAACACAACCGACCUAAUUAAUUUCACCAGUCCCGUUAAAUCGGAGUCUAGUUUGGAUGACUAUUGCAGCAGCACAACUGCGUCAGCUGUCCCGACGAUAUCGCAGCCUUCUAUCGAACCCAAGUGGGAUACACACCCGUCACUUCUCAAAAGAACAACAAGAGUUUCGAGAAGCAACAGCUCAGCAGCGGCUUACCAGACCCACGACUUUCGCUAUCACUCGCCUUCUCCCGGACCUCGCGCUUCUACUGCGCCAUGCACACCUGGCACUCCGGGAAUUAGCCCGGUGAUAACGCAAGCCGAGAGUGUCGGUGACGGUAUUCCACAGCUGGCUUGGAAUUUUUUUACUUUUAGAAAUUAUUUCUUCGCUCAGAUCCCACCAUUGCCAAUGAACUACCGCCCACCUCUAACCGGCCCAUCUGCAACCAAGCCAAUUUUCCCCCUCGAAGACAACCAGCUCCAAGUAUUAAAAGUAAUAGAAAAAAAGCCAAAUAAUAACCUGAUAGAUCUGAGUGCAUUUGAAAACCCAGAAGACAAAACAAAUGUCCGAGUAAGCGUCCUAGAGGCCUUUGACCCUCUUCUAAUAAAGACUGAAGCAAUAAAAAAAGAAUCGACCCCUAAAAAUAAUGAACCAAGCCAGACCGACGGCUCUGUAUACGACCCAUUCGACCCUUUUGACUACAUGUACAGCACAAAUGAGAGCAUAAGCUCCGACCCAGUUUACGCAGCAGUAGAAAAGACCCCAACUUCCCCAGCAGUCUCUCCCGCAGCUCCACCAUUACCUCCCCGAAAUUCCUCAGCCUGGAACACGAUAGAAAAACGCCGUACGUCCCUAGACCGCCGACGAAAGCGCCAGACCCGUCUCUACGAAAAUAUCACUGUAGUAAAAGCCCGAGCCUCUUUACAAGACUGCGAUCUCAAAGCGUUCCACCUGAUGAUCAAAGCCGUAAGAGGCGAGUUUCCCUUUAACGACCCAAAUACAAACAUCGGACACGUUAUAAGUCCCAUGAUGGAGAAUCUUUACCCCGACGGGACCAGCAUUAAGCUAGUAGUCCACCCUCAAUUGUCCGAAAGUUCAGAAAACCCAGCACCGUCCAUUAAUUUUACUUGCAACGUAAGUUGCAGCGUAGAGCACGUUAUUCUUAACGUAGCUUGCUCGUUAGAAGACAAUAUUGUAAAUGCAGACAAAUAUUGCCUAAGAGUCUGGGGUCUUGCUGAAUAUUUAGCUCCUAACACCACUUUAGCGCAAUACGAGUACAUUCAUCAGUGCAUUAAACUCGAAAAGGACAUUGAAUUGGCGAUAAUAACCCGAGCGCAAAUAAAAAGGUCCAUUGCUAGGUCUCUACAAGACGACAAUAGAGAUCAAGAUUUAAAGUUAGAAGAUAUUCUACCCAACGAACCUCUAGAGCCUAUUUCUUACGACACGUUGAUUAUUUUAUUAGAGACAGUUGAAAAAGAAAUGGAACGCGUUGAAACAGCUGCUAUUCAAUUAGCUGCGCCUAAUCAUAGCUCUAGUCUUUUGCCACAAUUACAACCCCGAGGAGUUGUUCAGUCUGUUAAAGCAGUUUGCGCGCUAAUGGGAAAUAUUGAAACUUACGAAAUCACUGAAGCGGUGGAUAAUUUUGUUAAUGCUUGCUGCCAAUUUUUGCCCCAAAUGCACACGACUAAUAUCGAGUGUAAAAAGCCGGAGAUUUUGCACGAAGAUGGGGAUUACUCGGUGGUUACUUUGAGGACUAAAUUUCCCGAAUUGUUGGGCUCGCAUUGCCAUAAAAUUCGCGACGCGAUUCAAGAUCUUGUUGAGACUUACUGCAAUGCGUUCAGGGUUGAUUUUCAUAAAUUGCGCGGGGAAUAUUUGGCAAAUAGUUUGGUGUCUUCGGAGGUGUUGGAUACUGUUCUAGUAAGAGUGGGAGCUUUGCAUAGAAUUCCUAACUCGUGGAAACACGAUGAUUAUAUUGUAGCUGCGCAAAUUUUUCACGGAACAAGGCCUGUGGGCAAUCCGGUGCUUUCUGAGCCAAUGACGCUUAAUGUCAAUUUUUACUCGAGAAUUUUAUUUAAUACUUGGCUGGAAUUUCGCGGGAUUAGUGUUUGUCAAGUUCCUCGAGAAGCGAGGUUAGUUUUGGUGAUUUAUGGACGAACUUUGCAGCCAACUGAGCACGAUAAUUCGUCGGGAGAAGGCUCGAUGCAAAAAGAGGAGCUAGGAUGGGGUGCAAUACAAUUUUUUGACUAUGAUGGAGUUAUGAGUCAGGGGAACUUUUUUUUGUCGCUCUGGCCAGCGGCUGCUGAUAAAAGACUUGGACCUGCUCCGGCGCCGGGGAUCCAUCCUUAUGGAGAAACUAAUCCGAUAAUUGGAUUAGAACUCCCGGAUUAUGGAGGAAGGGUGCUUUUUCCUACGGAAUUAAGAGAUCAUGAUGUAGAGUCGCUGGAUAUUAAUUUGCUGGAUCAAAAUACUAAAGAGCUAUUGAUUGAUAUUUGCCAGCAGGAUACUUUCUCUAGGCCGCCGGUUGAUGAGAGAGAAAUUUUGUGGGAAAAAAGACACUACUUGCAUGAAAUUCCGGAAGCUCUGCCGAAAGUUUUGUUGGCUGCUCAUAGCUGGGACUGGGCUUGUUUGCCAGAUCUUCACGCUUCGUUGAGAGUUUGGAGCCCGCUUCCACCUGUUCAAGCGCUUCAAUUGCUACUUCCUUGCUUUCCGGAUAUUAAAGUUAGGGAGAUGGCUGUUGGGUGGAUAAGAGAGUUGAGUAAUGAUGAGCUGGUGGAUUAUCUUCCGCAGUUGCUGCAGGCGCUGAAGCAUGAGACUUAUGAAGCUUCGCCGCUGGCGAGGUUUUUGUUGGAAAGGGCGCUACUGUCGCCGAGGGUUGCGCAUCAUAUUUAUUGGCUUUUGACGCAAUCUCUUCCUGGGCAGAGUCCUCAGAAUUCUGGAGAAUCAUCACAAGAAGAUGACCGAAGUAUAAGUUUCACUCGGUACCAAAGAAGACUACAAUUAAUGCUUCGCGCGCUGCUGGCAGUAAUUGGCGAAGCUUUGAGAAAUAGUUUUCUUACUCAGCAAUUAUUAGUCAAAAAUCUCAAUGAAAUUGCUGAAAAUAUAAAAACAACUAAAGAAUCAUUAAGAAUGGAAUCUUUAAAGUUAGGAUUGCAAAAUAUACAUGGUCAGUUGGCUGAAGAUGAGGGUACUUGUUUGCCUUUGUCACCUAGCAGACAAGUAUUUGGAAUAAAUAUCCAAACUUGUUCAUAUUUUCCAUCAUUUACAUUACCAUUAAAAAUAAGCUUCAUAAGCUGCGAUAACGUUAUUAGUCCAGCGAUAUUCAAAGUUGGAGAUGAUUUGCAGCAAGAUAUGUUGACGAUUCAAAUGGUAAGAAUAAUGGACAAAUUAUGGCUUAAAGAGGGUUUGGAUUUAAAGAUGGUGACAUUCGCUUGCGUGCCUACGGGGAACAAGCGUGGAAUGAUUGAGAUGGUGACCAAUGCUGAAACUUUGAGAAAAAUUCAAGUUGAAUUCGGUCUCACGGGAUCUUUUAAGGACAGACCUAUCGCCGAGUGGCUUGCCAAACAUAAUCCUUCGGAGUUAGAGUACGAAAGAGCGGUGGAAAAUUUUACCCGCUCCUGCGCGGGUUACAGUGUCGCUACUUAUAUCCUGGGAAUUUGCGACAGACACAAUGACAAUAUAAUGCUCAAGACCUCGGGUCAUUUAUUUCAUAUUGAUUUUGGAAAGUUUUUAGGCGACGCGCAAAUGUUUGGUAACUUCAAAAGAGAUCGAACGCCGUUCGUACUGACUUCAGAUAUGGCGUACGUGAUAAAUGGAGGCGAUAAACCAUCAGCUAAAUUUCAUAACUUCGUAGAUUUGUGCUGUCAAGCUUUCAACAUCGUUCGGAAACAUGGAAAUCUUAUUCUACAUUUAUUUGGACUGAUGACAUCUUCUGGGAUUCCCGGCGUGACGAUGGAUGCUGUGAGUUAUGUACAAAAAGCUCUUCUGCCAGGACAAACAAAUCCUGAAGCUGCUGCUACUUUUGCGAGGAUGAUUGAAAGCUCGCUUAAAAAUUGGUUCACUCAGUUCAACUUUUUCCUUCACAAUUUGGCACAGUUGAGGUUUACCGGUGAUCACAAUGAUGGUGAACUCUUGUCAUUUAUCCCACGUACAUACACAAUGCAGCAAGAAGGACAACUUACAAGUGUACAAGUUCAUGGAUACCAAAAACGCUACGACCCGGAGAAAUAUUACAUGUAUAUUUUGAGAAUUCAGAGAAAGGGUCAGCCAGACCCGACUUACUUAUUCCGUUCGUACAAAGAGUUCUGUGAAUUUUAUCAGAAACUGUGCAUCCAUUUUCCUCUUGCCAAAGUAGCUAGUUUACCGAAUGGUAUGAGCGUAGGCAGAUCAAAUAUCAAACAAGUAGCAGAUAAACGACGAGCAGAUAUCGAAAAAUUUUUACUUAGCCUAUUUAAAAUGGCACCUGAAAUAUCACAAAGUGACCUUGUUUAUACAUUUUUUCACCCCCUUCUUCGAGAUCAGCAAAAUGCUGAUAUUCAUCUUCGCAAAGUAAAAGUAGGAAAUUGGUGGGCCGAGAAGAGAGUCAGAGACAACAUUCAAUGCGGACAAAUAAAACUAUCCUUGCACUACAGCCGUGGUACAUUAUCAGUAAUGAUUCACCACGCCAGAGGCUUGCCAAAGGUUGCCAAUGCUCAAGAGCCGAAUACUUAUGUAAAAGUAUACCUCAAGCCAGACCCGACAAAAGCAACCAAACGAAAGACAAAAGUAGUUAAAAAAAAUUGUCAUCCAUCAUUUAUGGAAAUGCUGGAGUACAGAAUGCCGCUUGAUGUUAUCAAAGAGCGGACACUUGAAGCAACUAUAUGGAAUCAUGAUACUCUUCAAGAAAAUGAAUUUCUCGGUGGUAUCCGCUUGCCUCUCGGUCAUUUCGAGCUUACUAAUGAAACUAUUGAAUGGUUUCCUCUUGGUAGCAUUCGAUAAUUAAUAAUUAGGAUUAAAUUAAUUAAUUAAUUUUUUUAAUAUUGCAUUAGAUUUUUUACGCACAGUCUAAGAAAAUUACUUACGACUCUAAUUAUAUUUAGGUAAUUUAUCUAUUCAAAAUUAUCACAAUUAAAAUAAGUCUAGUGAUUUUUUAUAAAUGGUUAGAAAUAUUUAUUGAUUAUUUUUGAUAAAUAUUUCUAUUGCCAAUAAUAUUUAUUAACCAAAGGAGGACCUAAGCUAACUCUUUUUACACUUUAAUAGUUUUUAAUAUAUUUUUACAUUGAUUAAUUAAUUAAUUA